AUGUUCAAUAUAUGGGUAUAUUGUCACGGUCCAAUCCGGUAUAUGGAGAUGCUCAGUUUCGAGAUUUUGAGGAGUAACAAGGGAGUGACAAGGGGGACGAACACACGCGGCUUCCAAGGCCGAGUGACAGUCGAAGUCCGGAGAACAUUCCGCGAAUCCGCGACGGAGGACGGGAGUGCGGAGUCCAAUAAGGGCACUUGGAUGGCAUGUGCUCCGUACCGCGCAUUACGACUUUGCAUUCUUGUCGACGGAGAACGACAGGUGUCCACCGACAAGGUCACCGACAAGGUCACCGACAAGGUCACCGACAAGGUCACCGACAAGGUCACCGACAAGGUCACCGACAAGGUCACCGACAUACCGACGUGCGUCUGUGCCUUUGUGCCUGAGGCAGAAACGUCACUGACAACCUCACUCGCUUAUUGA
Molecule: messenger RNA, 426 nt
Organism: Penicillium paradoxum
Lineage: Eukaryota; Fungi; Ascomycota; Eurotiomycetes; Eurotiales; Aspergillaceae
Exons: 2
Coding region: 1-426 (141 amino acids)
Source: RefSeq, a predicted model, not a curated record